AUGGCCUCCACAAGGGACAAGCAAAAUGCAAGGUUGGGGAACGAGGUCAGAGGGGCCCAGCAUGCUAGCCAAAAAAGCGAACCCUUCGUCUCGAAGUAUGCCCUCAAGCGACACAAGAACAAAUGCACUGCCGUCAGAAAGCAGACUGCCGGUAUCCUCGAACGCGCGAAGAAGUACUGGGACCAGAAGGUCGCAGAGAUGCGCACGAAUCUAUCAGCAAAUUCUACAGAGUUCACCGACCCUACCCAGGCCCACACCUCGUCGGUCAGUGGGGAAGCCACAGCUCCAAUCAUCGACGAACCUGAGCCACCCUUGCAACCCUCUCGGAGACGCCUCUAUGCCAACGGGCCUAACUUCACCACCGCUCCCGACGAGUUUGGAUUGAAGAAGCGGUUCUUAUACUCAGAGCCCCCCACACACGAUCCGGACGCCCAUGCUACCCUCAUGGAUCGAUAUGACGCCAACAAUUUUGCUCAAGUACUCACGACCGAGGGCGACGAGACUGACGACGCUCCCAGAUCCAGUCAACCGUUUGGCCCUUACCCUAACGAGUCCUCCUUCAACAUUGGUGAUUGGUAUUGGAGCCAGAACACUGAGAAGUCGGAGAAGGAUUUCAAAGACUUGGUCAGCCGCCUCACCAGCACCACGUUCCUCGCUGGCGAUCUCAACAAUGUCAAGUGGAAGAAAGUGAAUACCCAACUCGGUUCCAACAAGGAGGAAGUACCUGAUGGAGAAGGGGACUGGAUCGAUGACGACGGAUGGCGAACAUCAUCCAUCGAAAUACAGGUGCCCUUCAACAGCCACGCCAGGGAACCAGGCAUCGAAACCUUCAAAGUCGGGACUUUGCACCAUCGGAGCAUCGUUGAAGCGCUGAAGGAGAAGCUAGCGAACAAGGACAGCGACCGGCUCUUUCACUACGAACCCUUCGAACUGCUCUGGCAGCCCCACCCUGAACUACCGGAAACACGAGUCUUCAGCGACGUCUACAACUCUGACGCCUUCCUCAAAGCCCACCGAGAGAUCCAAGACCCCACAAAGAAUCCUGACUGCUCCUUGGAGCGGGUCGUCGUGGGGCUCAUGUUCUGGUCUGAUCAAACGCACUGUACGGCUUUCGGAACGUCCAAGGUUUGGCCGCUCUAUAUGGGCUUUGGCAAUGAAUCCAAGUAUCGGCGUUCACAGCCAACCUCCAACCUAUGCGAACACGUUGCAUACUUCGAAUCAUGGUCUUUAAUUUUGGACGAUGAAUUGGUCGAUGCAAUCGAGAACGGGGUCGUCAUCACGUGUUGCGACGGAAUCAGGCGCCGAUUUUACAUUCGGAUUUUCACCUACUCGGCCGAUUACCCUGAAAAGAUUCUCAUUGCGUCAAUUCGAAGAGGUCAUUGUCCCUGUCCUCGCUGCUUAACACCCCUCAAGAACUUCCACGAGAUGGGAACAGUCGAGGACAAGACUUUCCGUCGAUCCAACCCACGGAGAUUUGAUGAGAGGGCCUAUGCGGGUAUUGUGGAAGCAAGGAAGGCUAUUUAUGAGAAGGGUGUCUCAGCGUAUGGCGAUAAAAUGCAUCGCGAUAUCAUGGGGGAGUUCCAUGGUCUAGCUCCCACCAAGAAUGCAUUCAUCAGUAAACUGCAUCGUUCUGGAUUCGACAUUGGUUCGGCGUUAGUGGUCGACCUCCUCCACGAGUUCGAGAUUGGGGUUUGGAAGCAACUUUUCAACCAUCUGAUUCGCCUGUUGGAUUCCCUUGGACAAGGAUCGAUGUACGUCCACGAACUCGACCGCCGGAGAGCAGCCCGAGAUUUCGAGGACGUUCUUCAGUGGCACGCCCUUGCUAAGUUGCGGAUGCACACCGAGGUCACAGUAUCCAUGCUUGAAGAAACAACGACAGCACUUGGUAACCAGUUCCGUGUCUUUAUGAAUGAGGUUUGCUCCAAAGUCCGGACCUACGAGCUUCCUCACGAGACGGAAGCACGCCUCAAACGUCUGAAGAAAAGAGUUGCCAAGGAAGUCGAGGACAAGGACGACGUUGACGCCCUGGAUCUACCGACAUCAACACCCUACGCGGGCACGCCCACGGGCCCACCGUCCCCAACUCUCUCGCCCCACGACGCUGACAGUCACCUCCCAGCAAUUAUAGUAACACCCCCCCAAGAUCCAUCCAUGGACAUUGAUCCCACACCACCGAUUCCGCUCCAGAAUACCAAUGUCGCUCCAUCUCCUCCUGAAGAACAGCCGCAAAGAACAGGCGGAAAACGCAGGGCCGCCGACCAUGGAGGCCCUGUCACUGCGAAGAAGGCUCGUACCAGUUUCGAGCCUCGAGUCACUCGAUCGAUGACGCGAGCCCAGUCCCAGAACAUCGGUGCCGUGACGAACACCACGACCACCUCAACCGAUACCCCCAUCACCUCCAAUGUAAACACCUCCGCCCCCGCUUCAUCGUCCAACAAGGUUACCGACGAUAGAAAUGAGGGAGGAUCCACUUCAACAAGCAAAAACGCGAGUACAACGAGAGGUCAGGGCAAGACCGCGUUGAAGAAGGCCGGUAACAAUAGAGCAGCGGGAAGCGAAAAGAGGACAGGAAAGGGGAAGGGGAAGGAGGUUGAACGCGUGGAAGGAGUGGUGGAGGCUGGGAAGGGUGUGGGGAAAGGUCGAAAGGGGUCCAAAGCGAUUGGAAUCGAUGCCGGGAACGUGCUCACCGAUCCCGGAAACGAAGAGGGAUUCCAGACUGAGGGCGAACUCCUCCAUCGAUCACCCAAAGCAUGGUAUCGUCGAACCAACAAGCGUCGUAACGGCGCGUAUCGCCAUGAUCCAGUUUGCAAUAACUUCAUAUUCAAGCUCAAGACGUUCUUGCGUGACCGGAUCAGCGAGACUCUCCCCGCCUACCUCUCAGCCUUGUUCCCGAACGACAGCCUUCCCCCCGGAGCUCUUCGCCCGCUCGAAUGGUUUCAAGUCCCCGUGUCAGAUAAUCGAAUCUAUUCGCACAAGCUGCUCCGCGUCAAAUAUACCACCUACGACGCCAGAAUAGACGAGGAUCUCAUCCACCUCGGAACGGACAACCACAACAUUAUGGUCCACAACCCGGAUUAUCAGCACGGAUCUGGCGGUCAUCCUUAUCGGUACGGGAAGGUCAUUGGAAUCUACCACGCCAAUUUCGACCUUAGAUCGCUCGUGGACCCAAGCAUCGCACACCUGGUAUCCGACAAACCUCCCUUAACCACCGAAUUCCUCUGGGUGCGGUGGUAUAGGCACCUUCCUCCGCAGACCUCUUUCCACAUGGACCGUCUCGAAUUUGAAGAACUCACAGAACCUGAUUCAACCACCUUCAUCUGUCCGAGCAACGUCAUUCGCGCUUGUCACAUAAUCCCCAGGUUUACGAUUGGCCCAAAGUAUCCCGCUGGUCAUGGCGGUACCUCGAAGUUUGCAGGAGAUGAGGACGAUUGGAAUUCGUACUACGUCAACCGAUUCGCUGAUCGAGACAUGUUCAUGAGGUAUUGGUGGGGACACGCCGUUGGACACCGAUAUGCUAGAUUGGACCCGACGACCAUUGCCUUGGAGAACGAAAGGAUCAAAUCCAUAGCUCCAAAGGAAGUCGUCGCUAUGGACAAGGCAAUGGUCCGGGACGAAGACGACGACGAUGAUGUCGCGUCCGUAGCGAGCUCUACCGCUGACGACGCGUACAUGGCUAUCGACGAAUUGGACGAGCUUGCAUCCUAUGGACUUCGAGACUAG
Coprinopsis cinerea okayama7#130 is the source of this 3720-nucleotide messenger RNA. RefSeq lists its product as hypothetical. The coding region runs from base 1 to 3720 and encodes 1239 amino acids. The transcript has 13 exons. NCBI's taxonomy places the organism in Eukaryota, Fungi, Basidiomycota, Agaricomycetes, Agaricales, Psathyrellaceae. The record is from RefSeq and is a predicted model, not a curated record.